This is a messenger RNA of Closterium sp. Naga37s-1, 244 nucleotides long. The record is from the annotation of a GenBank genome assembly. NCBI's taxonomy places the organism in Eukaryota, Viridiplantae, Streptophyta, Zygnematophyceae, Desmidiales, Closteriaceae.
AUGGGAGGAAUCGAAAGCCCGGCUUCGUCGCGCAUCCAUACGAAGUGUGUCGCGCAGCACGAGAGGCCGCAGCCAUGGAAGGAGCAUUCGACGAGCGCAGCGGCGCCGGUCCUAGCAAUCACGGGCCUCGGCAUCCGCGCACACCACAUUCCCGCCGCGACUCACUCUCUCACUCGGACGUUGUCACCGCUACACGGCUCCACUGCGCCCGCUGCUCCUGCCACACGCAGUGUGCUUGCGACUU